AUGAGCAGCCCAGCCAAACUAUGGCCCGCCGCUCCAGCACCACCACCACCAGCGCCACUUCCCCUUUAUCCAGCUCCUGCUCCCCUGCUGCCAGCUCCUGCGCCCUUGCUGCCCGCUCCUGCUCCUCUGCUGCCAGCUCCAUUGCUGCCAUCACCCCUGCUGCCUACUGCGGUGCACACGCAACUGUUACCCGCACCACCCGUGGUGACGCAUGUGGUGCCACCCGUUUUCCCAGCUGUGUCUUUCGCAUCCAGCUAUCGCGCCAUACCUGGUCCUAAGACCACAACACACAAAGUGUCCAUUGGAUACGCGUUCCCCAAGCUGAUUGCGCCACACGCUCACCUGCGCGCCUUGCCUUUGAAGUUGGCGCACCACCAUCGUCACCACUCACUGUGGUGA
Scaptodrosophila lebanonensis is the source of this 399-nucleotide messenger RNA. Its product is annotated as vegetative cell wall protein gp1. Lineage: Eukaryota; Metazoa; Arthropoda; Insecta; Diptera; Drosophilidae. The record is from RefSeq and is a predicted model, not a curated record. Bases 1 to 399 code for a protein of 132 amino acids. The transcript has 2 exons.